AUGGGGGACUACUACCAUCACUUUCUCACCUCCAUGUCGGGGGUGACAGCCAGCCAAAGCAUGAGCCCACAAGACACACAUCCUCCUCAGUUCCCCGGCAGUCAUAUGCCCAUGAUGGGCGGCGCGAUGCCAGGGCCCUAUACCAAUAUCGGAUACUUCACUGGCUUUCCUGAUCCCGUUGGACUCAGCGCUCCUAAAUCCUCUCGAAACCGAAGGAAAUCAGCCCCUGGUUUGGAUCAUGUUAAGCAUCGGCGGACACGGUCAGGCUGCUACAUGUGUAGGAGCAGAAGAGUCAAGUGCGACGAAACCCGCCCGAUUUGCGACAGAUGUAGAAAGGGCAGCCGUGAAUGCAUAUAUCCAGAACCCCCAGCAACUAAGGUCUCCACAGGCCAAACGACGACCACGCCGAAAGACACAACGACCACGCAGCAGGCCAGUCCGGAUUCGUCUAAUGAUCCAGAAGAUGCAGAGGAGGAGACGGAACCUACCGGCCUUGACACGAUUCUCGACGAGGAUGAAGGCGAUGAUGAGUCUUACCAGAAACACUUUACUGGUCCGAGUCGAAGUAGCACAGCGUCUUCUUUCAACCCCCAGCGUGCAGGGUGGACUCCUGGAAGCUCCGAAACACCGCCACAUGAAGGAACCAAGAGUGCUUCACCAUCGGCGUCGGUUGGGACGUCAAGCAGCCAAGCGACGACGACAUAUGCGGUUCCAGACCUAGGGUUGCUCUCUCUCAGCAGUCAUACUGACUGGUCGCAUCUUCCCACUGACCUGCGACAACAUCUCGAAUACUUUUGCGAAAAUGUUACACACUACCACUAUUGCAUGCUCACCGACGCCCACGAAAUAUUCCGCGUUGUGCUUCCCAACUACGCCUUGCAAAAUGAAGCUCUUUUAUAUGCGGUUGUUGGCUUUGCCGCUUAUCAGCGCACACUCCAAGAUCCUGAUGGAAAAAUAGAGGACUUCCUGAAGUAUUACAACAAGAGCGUGAUUUUGUUGUUAAAUUCAUUGAAGAGGAAGGAGAAGCAUGGGAUUGCCACACUUUUGACCGUUCUCCAACUAGCUACUAUCGAGGAAUACUUGGGCGACUGGAUUAAUCUAAUGGGCCACCAAAAAGCCGCAUUCGAGAUGUUGACGCACCUGUUUACACAUGAAACCGCCUCGCAAAGUCCACUGGGUCGGAUGAUUGUAUCUUGGUACGGACGAUUCGAUAUCUUCAUUGCCCUUAUGGGAGGUUUUCCAACGAUGUUGCCGAGGCAGUGGUUUACGACAUUUGUCGAACACUGUGAUAAGCAGGCUGCCGUGGAUGAGGACAGCCUUCACUGGAAAAUGGAGGCAGAAUCCGGCCGUUUGAGGGUCAUUUCAAGGGAGAUGUCAACGCUGUUUGCACGAGGAAGCAGAGGGCAGAUUUCCCAGGAGGAUUUUGCAAUCGAGCACGAACGGAUACAAAAAGAGCUUCACGACUGGAAAGAUGGAUGGGACCGCGCGCUUACCGACCCUGUGCAUCUUGUUACUGACUUCAGUCAUGCCCGACCCCUGAACGAGGAUGACAUUGUCGAUCCCUUCGUCCCAGGGGUUCUGUAUGAUUUUCCGGUGUUCUCCACGACGAUGCUUACCAGCGAGUGGAACUCGACUACAAUGAUGCAUAAAUGCCAGUCACCUACGAGUAAAAGGGCCGAACUCUACGCAGAGCUAAAAACCCAUGCAUAUGCCAUUUGUCAGAUCUUUGAGGCUGUUGAAAAUUGGCCUUCGAGACCGAAAGGUAGCCUCAUUCUAAUUCAGGCAUGUAUUGCGCUUUCCGCAUUGUUCUUGCCACAAGAUCCCAAACAUCAUAUGUGGAUCAGACGCAAGUUUGCCUUGCUGGAGACCAUGGGAUACAUCCAUCCCAUUACACUUCGAUCCAAGAUGGCUGAGCUCUUUCAUGAGCCUUCUUGCGUGCGGUGGUGGUUACCUGCCGACAAAGGUUUCAGUCGCGUAUUACAGAGCGUCCGUACGUUUGCAGAUGAGCGCAACGCAAAUGCGAUAUCCUCACAAAUGGAAAAUCUUCGGGAAGUACGUCACAUAUUUGCAAAGAUGCAAAUGUUCGACGAAGCGUCAGCUCAAGGUAGCCAUACUACAACCGCCUGA
Molecule: messenger RNA, 2127 nt
Organism: Colletotrichum truncatum
Lineage: Eukaryota; Fungi; Ascomycota; Sordariomycetes; Glomerellales; Glomerellaceae
Product: C6 finger domain-containing protein
Biological process (GO): regulation of DNA-templated transcription
Molecular function (GO): DNA-binding transcription factor activity, RNA polymerase II-specific; zinc ion binding
Source: RefSeq, a predicted model, not a curated record